AUGGCCUCCAGUGCAAUGAUUACACCGCCCCCCAGCCGGUCCGGCACGCUCACGCCGCCGGAUGCUUGCUGCCUCGACCAGGCGCAGGCUGCCGACAAGCUCCAGGAGUAUGCGCACGGCCGGUGGAUCAAACUGCCGGAGGCGCUAUUCUCGUCCAUCAUGUCGGUGGAACCGGAAAUCAACCCCAUGCACAGAACCUCAAAGGCACAGUCUGACGCGUGGCUGCGGAAUGCCCUGAAAAUGGACGACAAGACAGCCAACAUUUGGGACCGGCUGGACAUUGCCUACAUGAGCGCUAUCCUGGCACCGCACGCCGAUGCCGAGACGCUGAAGCUGAUGAACGACUGGAACGGCUGGGUGUUUGCCUUUGAUGACCCUUUCGACGAAGGCGACUUUGCCAGUGACCCUGUCAGGGCAGCCGAGGAAGUCAUCUACACACUCUCCAUGCUGGAUGACGUUCAUCCGGUAGUCUCUGCAGAGGAGAAUCCGCUGCGGCAUACGCUGCAAUCCUGCUGGAUGCGUUUCAAGGAGCGAGCCAGCCCCAACCUGCAGUACCGCUGGAAGCGGCACUUGACGCUGUACUGCGUCGGCGUGUUGCAGCAGGUUGGUAUUCAGAACAAGGCCUCUGCCAGCCGGCCAACAGUCGCCGAAUACAUGGAUAUGCGUGCGGGCUGCGUGGGAGCAUAUCCUUGCAUUGGCCUCAUGGAGUACGCUGAGGGCAUCGAUAUACCACAGCACGUUAUGGAUCACCCGUCGAUGCAGGCCAUUUCACGGAUUACAUGCGACCUGGUCACGUUGCAAAAUGACCUGUGCUCGUACAAGAAAGACCUGAUCAAGGGUGAGGACAGCAAUAUUAUGUUUAUUCUCAAGGACCAGGGAAUGAGCGACCAGGAGGCCGCUGACCAAAUCGGCGAGAUGCUGUACGGCUGCUACCGUAGAUGGUUCGAUGCGUUGAGCCAUAUGCCGUUCUGGGGCGAGAAGAUCGAUCGCGACGUUGUGAAAUUCGUCGAAGGUUGUCGCAAUAUCGCCCUUGGAAACCUGCACUGGAGCCUAUACACGCCCAGAUACUUGGGCAAGGACGGCCCAGAGGUGAAGCGAACGAGAAUGAUGCAGCUGCCGUGA
This is a messenger RNA of Grosmannia clavigera kw1407, 1122 nucleotides long. RefSeq names its product terpene synthase metal-binding domain containing protein. NCBI's taxonomy places the organism in Eukaryota, Fungi, Ascomycota, Sordariomycetes, Ophiostomatales, Ophiostomataceae. Bases 1 to 1122 code for a protein of 373 amino acids. The transcript is spliced from 6 exons. The record is from RefSeq and is a predicted model, not a curated record.